GACAAGGAUCGAGCAUGCAACGCUGACUCAGCUAAUCCUUCCUUGUCAGGCACCGUCCAUCUCUCUCGUUCUAAACGCAAGCUCCCUUCAGUGAACAUCUAGACUUCAUUCCUCAUUCCUCCGAGAAAGCAAAGGAUCACCAUGACCCCUCCAAACCCAGCUUCGCAACCACACUUGCAGAUAUUCAACCAUCUUCGAGCAUCUGGGAACGAAAACUCGUUCACCUGUUUCUCCUUACUGCCCCCGGAAAUCCGCAGCCAAAUAUGGGGUCAUGCGUUGAAAAGAGAACGCCUGAUUAAGAUUUAUUUCCAGAAAAAUUAUUCUUUCUCGGAAGAGCGACCUAAACCAGAUGGCGAGAUACCGCGGUAUCAGAUUAUGAUUGAUGGACGGAAAACCGUGAGCAAGUUGCUAAGAGUCAAUCAAGAAUCACGACAGGCUGCACUACGCUUCUACCGAGUGAAGAUCCCAUGCAAAAUCAGCCCUGUUCCAGACGAUGAUUACGUCUACGAGGCGCUUGGACUGGCGACGAAAGCACAACCGGGGGUUUUAUACUACAACCCAGAGUGGGAUUUCCUAGAGAUUGCAUCCGAGUCAUGGAGGGCGGACGAUCUGUUUGAUCUGGCAUAUCAUCUGAAAAAGACCUACGAUCCCCGUCAUGUCGGACUACUGAAUCUAGCUAUUGGUGGAGUGAAUAGCUUAUCAUCGACCGGCCUUCAGUAUGUCGAUCCUAAGGAAGUUGAUCCUCAGGUUCGGCAGGUCUUUCAAGAGACCCUUGCGCAGCUACGAGAAGUCUUUUUUAUCACCAGAACGAAAGCAGGGCGUCGUAUCUUGGGAUCAGCAAGCGGUAUCCCAGUGGCCGAUCCCCACAAAUGCAUCUUCAAUCGGUCGUUCCCAAUUACCACAGUGACGCCGAUAUUUGAGCGCCUGCAACGCGACACUCGCUCGAUCUCAGAAGAUCUGAAACAAACGCAUGUUGGAGAUGGACCGAUGCGGAUGGCUUAUUACUGGCAAAGCAUGUUGGAUAUAUGGGGUGUGUCUGCCUCCCAUAUUACCUACCAGUUUAUCCUGGCCUUUGAACCAUCUGGACCGAGUCUCGAGAUCCAGGACCGCGAGAGUGCUAGUCGAUGGUUGCAAGUAGAAGAGGACGAGUGGACUGGGAAAUGGCGGCUCGAUGACGAGAUCAAAAAUGGAUGCUGGGCCAAACGCAGCUUGGGCACUGAGAGUGAACCUUAUUAUGAGAUGGUGGGCGCCCUGGAUGGAGAGAAUAGAUAUGAGGAUCUGGACAAAGCUGUAAAGCCCGCGUUUGGCUUUUGGAUCUUUCCUCUCCGGCUAUUUGGGAAGAUUCCAUCUUCAGAGGAGGAGUGCAACGAGGUGGACAGUAAACAGACCUUGGAUCUGUCUGAUCAUUGGCCUGGGCUAGGCAUCUCAUUGUUUUAGCUUGUAUUACGCUUUUCGGUUUUCGUUGCGCGCGGUGAGACGCUGAUUUUUCCUUUCUAUUUAUGUACUAUACCCGCUAUCUAUCCUUCU
Messenger RNA from Aspergillus steynii IBT 23096, 1527 nucleotides. Its product is annotated as 2EXR domain-containing protein. The transcript has a single exon. Lineage: Eukaryota; Fungi; Ascomycota; Eurotiomycetes; Eurotiales; Aspergillaceae. Bases 142 to 1437 code for a protein of 431 amino acids. The record is from RefSeq and is a predicted model, not a curated record.